This is a messenger RNA of Phoenix dactylifera (date palm), 1033 nucleotides long. RefSeq lists its product as uncharacterized. Lineage: Eukaryota; Viridiplantae; Streptophyta; Magnoliopsida; Arecales; Arecaceae. Gene Ontology annotation, biological process: mitochondrial translation. The record is from RefSeq and is a predicted model, not a curated record. Gene Ontology annotation, molecular function: structural constituent of ribosome. Gene Ontology annotation, cellular component: mitochondrial ribosome; mitochondrial large ribosomal subunit.
CUCCCUCCCCUGAAACCCUAAUCCUAAACGACGAGGGAGGGAAGAAGUGGGGCCGCAGGGCACCGUAUCAACCCUAUAACUGGAAACCGGUCCAAUUGUCUGUGUCAAUGAUUGGACCGGCCUGAAAAGGAGGAAAGAAUAGAGUCGGACCGGUGGUUCUUCUGGUUCACAGCCCGAUCAGGUUUGGAAAACAAUUCUACUUCACCUCUGUCCACCUUAAACCCUACCUCCCGAGAAUCCUAUUCCCUUCCCGUCGCCUCCUUCCGGCGUGGAUUGGGAGCCCGUGAUUCCUCGCCACCUCGGUUCCGUCCAAGUCCCUCCUUUAUUUUCUCCCUUCCGAGUGACACCUGGUAUAUCAUCAUGUUCGUGUCACGGGUUUUUGGAAGAGUGCUGUAUGCUGCAGCCAAGUCAGAGUCUUCUGCUGCUUCUACAGCUUCCGCUGCUGCUGCUGCUUCGGCUUCUGCUAAGAAAUUGCACAAUCCUCUUCAGGAAUUUUUUGAGGUGGAUAGAAGAACAGAUGAUGAGAAGCCUGUUGUCUACGGUCGUAGCUGGAAAGCUUCUGAAUUGCGUCUCAAAUCCUGGGAUGACCUUCACAAGUUAUGGUAUGUUCUUUUGAAGGAAAAGAACAUGCUAAUGACUCAGCGCCAGAUGCUUAAUGCUCAGAACCUACGUUUUCCUAACCCUGAACGCAUUCCCAAGGUAAGGAAGUCAAUGUGCCGAAUCAAACAUGUUUUGACUGAGAGAGCAAUUGCUGAGCCUGAUCCGAGGAGGUGUGCUGAGAUGAAGAGGAUGAUUAAUGCCCUGUGAUGCCUUAUUGUUUUCCUUCCUCCAAGUUUUAAAUCAUCUCAAAGUGUUGUUUGUAAAUGAGAUACAACUGGUGGUAAAAACCCUUUGUUUUACUAUUCUUUCUUUCAGUUGGGAUACUUUUACUUGCUAAAAUGAAAAUUAUUGCCGGACAUGUGCGCCGGAUUUAAAGGGUAUCUUGCAUUUGAGAAAUGAUGAUUAAGUGCACUUGAAAUAUGCCCAGAAACAA